GUUGCCGUCGCCAGCAGGAGCCGGAUAUCCGCCACGUCCGGAAAAAUCCCAUAUUUGGGCAUUCCUAGCGGGAGCAAUGGCAGCUUACAUUGAAAGUGAACGGCUAGCUUGGUGUUGAUUGUGUAGCGUAAAUGAUCGAUUUUUAGACAUUUUCAACCUAUGAUCGAGACGGAAGAGCGCUGGAUUGGAACGUAAAUAUUUUUGAAAAUGCCAAGAACCAAGUUCUAGUCACCGAACCGUUAAACCGCUAACUUACCAAACCGAAACCAAUUAGCACGGCUUUAGCAUCCUCGACACCGUUCGUGAAUUCUCUCGCUAAAAUCCCCGACUCUCACCCGGUAUCCACCGCUAUCCAUGCCCGAGCAAGGCCCGAGGAUGAACAGCUUCUCCCUCGGCGAGUUGUGCUGGCUCUUCUGCUGCCCGCCGUGUCCGAGUCGCAUCGCGGCCAAACUGGCGUUUCUUCCGCCCGAGCCCACGUACUCCAUCCAUACGGACACGAGCGGCGCGACCAGCCUGCACCUCACCGAGCGCGCCGACUGGCAGUACUCACAGCGCGAGCUCGACGCCGUGGAGGUGCUGGUGACCCGAACCAGCCGCGGGAACCGGCUCGGCUGCAUGUUCGUCCGCUGCGCGCCUGCUAGCCGCUACACACUGCUGUUCUCCCACGGGAACGCCGUGGAUCUGGGCCAGAUGUGCAGCUUCUACAUCGGCCUCGGCUCCAGGAUCAACUGUAACGUGUUCUCCUAUGAUUACUCGGGUUACGGGGUCAGUACCGGGAAACCGUCCGAGAAGAACCUGUACGCUGAUAUCGAAGCGGCCUGGCAGGUGCUGAGGAACAAGUAUGGAGUGACUCCGGAAAACAUCAUCCUGUACGGGCAGAGCAUAGGGACGGUGCCGACGGUGGACCUGGCAUCCCGAUACGAGUGCGCAGCAGUGAUCCUCCACUCUCCCCUCAUGUCCGGCUUGCGUGUGGCUUUUCCCGACACCCGCAAAACCUACUGUUUUGAUGCCUUCCCGAGCAUUGACAAGGUGUCAAAGGUGGCGUCUCCAGUGCUGGUCAUCCACGGCACAGAAGACGAAGUGAUCGAUUUCUCCCACGGCUUGGCCAUGUAUGAGCGAUGCCCACGCGCCGUGGAGCCUCUGUGGGUGGAGGGUGCUGGGCACAACGACAUCGAGCUUUACGCUCAGUACCUCGAGAGACUCAAACAGUUCAUCACGUUUGAGCUGGCUACCUCCUGAAGAUUGGCGUGGCUCGCAGCAGGCCGAGGCGCACACACACUCACUCGUGUUGUGUAGGGUUCCCCUUUCACCCAGGGCUGAGGACGCCAUCAGUACUUGCACUUGCUGACGAAAAAAGCUGAAGUCUCUCUCUUGAUAUUUAGGAGCAGGGUGUUUUCAUCCUUACUGGGGGAAAUGUGUUUUAAUGAUUUCGAACCACUUUCUAUUCUUUUAUACUUGAUGAAGAAACUUUGACAUUUUGCACCACAUUCAAUGUUGUGUUUGAUGAUUUGAUUUUUCCUGUUUUUUUUUUUGUUUUUUUUUAAAUGCUACAAGGGUUAAUUAAACUGCACUUUUAUUGUGCAGAUAUUUUCAGGUUAUAUAUAUAUUUUUUGGGAGGUAAUUAUGUCAUGGCAUUCUGUUUUAUUAUGUUUCAAGUAGAUUAGUACAAGAGAAACCAGUAACUGACUUUUUACAUGGCCAGUGUGUGUGUGUGUGUGUGUUUAGGAGUGUUCAUACGCACAUGUGUUUGUGUGGUAAAGGGGGCUGUCCGGUCUAAAUAAUUGUAACUUGGGCUAAUUAAUACUGGAAGACCUGUGGAAGUGACUUGUACCGUUAAUAAUGAGACGAACUAUGAAUACAGUGAGGAAGAUAGCCGUAUCGUCUUUUUUCAGUGGUGAAACACGGUGCUUUGUCGCAACACAACAUUCAGGGCAUUAAGUCGCAAACACUACAUCGUUCAAAUCAUGGGUUAUAUAAAAAAUGUGAAAUUUCAAGCUUUCUCCGUUGCUUUUAGCAUCGACCUUACAAUAAGCCUUAUGUUUUUUGAUCUUUUGCUCCGACAUUCCUGUCAUUGAUUUCUCGGAAAUGGGAUUUUGAAGAUUUUCUCCGGACUCCCGCUCGCUGCUACUCUAAUGGGAAAAUCACUGUGAAAACUGAACCUUUGCUAGAUAUAAAUAAGGUACCGCACCUCCUCACCGCUUUGACGUUCAUUCGGUUUUCCAAACAUCGGACAAAUCACAAAACCCAGGAAAAUUAUUCAUUCAAUGUUUUUUUUUUUCAUAUGGAAAAUGAAGGCCUUUGUUUGUAGACAUUUCACCAUAGCAUUACACAACAGGAUGACCAGAAGUGUUUUCCGCGCUAAUGAAGGACGUUGAUUGUUACCAAACGGGUGCGAUCAUCUGAUUGUGUUUUUAACGCAUGGCAGAAGUUGUUGUUGUUGGUAAACUUGACUGUAAGGUUAUGCAGUGGCGGUUCAUGCAUGACGAUGUUCGGAGAUGAAGCUCCUUGACCUUAUGGGACUUGACUCUUUUUAAGGAAUGGCAGAAACUGACCACAUCUGAGCCUGUCAUUGCUUUUGAUACUGACAUUUUUACAAUGUUUUUUCAGUAAUGAUUAAUAUUAACACCUCUUUUAAUGCUGGUUUGUAAGAUAACCGUAUUGUACAUCCCCUCUAUCUCUCUUUCUCUCUUUCUCUAUAUAGGUCUGUAAAAUAUGAAGUAAAUGGUAUUUAGCUUUGAUUUUUAUUGACACUGGAAUCACCGUAUGCAAAUAUGAUGCAGAGAAAACCCUUAUUGGUACAAAAUCUUUUGUGUGUAGGUUACUUUUUUUAAAUAUAUUUAAAGCCUUAAAUGUGCCGUAAGAACAUUAUUGUUCUUUCUGUUGGUUGUUGCUUCAUUGCAACAGUGGUUAUUGUAUUGCAUAUAAAGGAAUAAAGGAAGCAUGGAAACCCAAA
This is a messenger RNA of Carassius gibelio (silver crucian carp), 2953 nucleotides long. Its product is annotated as alpha/beta hydrolase domain-containing protein 17C. The transcript has 3 exons. Gene Ontology annotation, cellular component: endosome membrane; plasma membrane. Gene Ontology annotation, molecular function: palmitoyl-(protein) hydrolase activity. Gene Ontology annotation, biological process: protein depalmitoylation. Bases 355 to 1239 code for a protein of 294 amino acids. Lineage: Eukaryota; Metazoa; Chordata; Actinopteri; Cypriniformes; Cyprinidae. The record is from RefSeq and is a predicted model, not a curated record.